Molecule: messenger RNA, 4879 nt
Organism: Cyprinus carpio (common carp)
Lineage: Eukaryota; Metazoa; Chordata; Actinopteri; Cypriniformes; Cyprinidae
Product: sorting nexin-19-like
Exons: 12
Coding region: 219-3092 (957 amino acids)
Cellular component (GO): intracellular membrane-bounded organelle; early endosome membrane
Molecular function (GO): phosphatidylinositol binding
Source: RefSeq, a predicted model, not a curated record
UGUGCUGUGCAGUAGGGCGCUGCAGGGCUCUGUAUGACCUCUAGAGCGCGACAGAACGCUGAAUGCAGUUCAUCAUCUGAGGCGGAAGCGACGAGGAAGAAGCUGCCAAAACACUGCAAGGACGUUUGAGGCGGCUUUUAAACAUCAAUUGGUUAUGCUCCAAAUUUGUCGCUUACAUUUGAUUACAUGUGCUGUUAAGGAUCAUGUAAACCUCUGCAAUGUCUCUGCCUGAGCAUCUCAACAUGAGCCCCUGGGUCUUGUCUGAGUUUUUGGUCCAGAGGAGGCUGCUUGGUUUUGGGGUGCUGCUGGCCUGGAUGGUCUUGUUCCACCUGCUGGUCAACGUUUGGCUCCUCUGUGUCUUCACCAGCCUCUUAGUGGUCUUAGGUGGUUGGCUUGGUUCCCAGGCUGUCCUGGACUCAGACAGCGUUAUUCAUCUGGAACGCUUUGCUAGGCUGGAGGAGGUCCCACAUAAUGCCGAGAGCGAGCAACAACUGGAAGAUGAGAUCCAGAAGACCGUUGCCAAGAUCAUACGUGACUUUGUCACCUCGUGGUACAGCACCAUUUCUAGAGAAAAAGAGUUUGAGGAUGAGGUGCACAAUGCCAUGAUCUCCAUUGCGAUGGAGCUGAAGGGUCGAGCGGCAAGAGUUGACAGGAAAGCUUUAUCCCAGAGGGUUUUAGACCUAUCUGGAUGCCACCUUCAGUGUUAUUUGAGUGCCAAGGAAGCCAUUAAACAUCAAGAGGUGGACAAAGAUGGAGAUCUCUGGGAGGCGUACAGCAAACUCUUCCCUCAUCAUCCCGCCCUUCAGAGCUCUGCUGUCGAGGUAAAUUACGUACGGGCCAUUGUAGACCUGCUUCUUCAUGUUCUUGUACCUCCUCCACAUUUAGAAACCAGAACUGGUCGAUUUGUGGUGGGCGAACUUAUAACCUGCAAUGUGCUGCUGCCUUUAAUUGCAAAACUGUCCGACCCAGACUGGCUAAACAUGUUGAUUGUAAGCAUCUUCAGUCAAUCCAGUGAACCAGCCCCAGAGCCAGAACCAGUAGAAGUUCAAGCUCCACCACAAGUUGUAUCUGAUCAAGAAAACACACUGCAAGAACUUGAAAUUCCAUGCGUUCUGACUCUAAAAGUCACCCCAGAGACCCCCACAGCAGUGGAGGCCCCAACGCCAGAACUUGCAGCUUACGAUGUCAUUGACUCCUCUGAUCUUUAUUCUCCACACAACCUGGAGGAAGACGAACCACGGUCGACCAAACCAUUUCCGUCGGGUUUUAGCCCCAGGGAUUUUCUGAGGCUCGGUAAGUCCAAUCCUUUCUAUCAAGAAACUGACUCUGAUUUGGAUUCUCCUCUAACGGACUUCAAGCGGAGCUCUCUAGAAUCGCUGGUUCUGAUUGGUUCAGAGGAGACCCUUUCAGAAAGACUUGCUGAAUGCACCACUCCGGUUGACACUGUGUUAGACCUCGAGGAUGAACUUCCGACUUACACCAAUACGACAGAGAAGGAGCUAUCAGUACAUUCCGCAGGUGUGCCUGAGGAAGAGUCAUCAAGCUUUUGCACUCUCCAGCCGCUAGAGAAGAGUAACUCGAGUGCAGACCAGCCAGGCCUGGUGAACCCCAGUGAGCUGGCUCUGACUGCACCCAUCCAGGCUUCUUCACCAGCUGGGAUGGCAUCCCUGGCACCUUUCAGCUUCGAGCCCCUUAGCAGCCCAGAGGGUCCAGUCAUUAUCCAGAACCUCCGCAUCACUGGCACCAUCACUGCCAAGGAGCACCGAGGCACUGGCUCACAUCCCUACACUCUCUACACUGUAAAGUAUGAGACAGCCAUGGACACUGAGAAUCCUGACGCUUUGCAGCCCAUGGCCUACCACACUGUCAACCGACGCUACAGUGAAUUCCUCAACCUUCAGACCCGUUUGGAGGAGAAACCAGAAUUACGCAAGAUUCUUAAAAAUGUGAAAGGACCAAAGAAAAUAUUCCCUGAGCUUCCAUUUGGAAACAUGGACAGUGACAAAGUCGAGGCCAGGAAAGGUCUUUUGGAAACAUUCCUUAGACAACUUUGUGCCAUUCCUGAAACGGCCAACAGUGAGGAAAUGCAAGAAUUUCUUGCUCUAAACACUGAUGCAAGAAUUGCCUUUGUGAAGAAACCCUUCAUUGUUUCACGCAUAGACAGGAUUGUGGUGAACGCUAUAGUGGACACCCUGAAGACGGCCUUCCCUCGCUCAGAACCACAAAGUCCUACUGAUGAAAUUGACACAGAUCCUGAUGGGAAACUGUCCACUGACAAGAAAUCCAAGUCUAGAAUGAGGUUCUCUAGUAAAAUUGCCCCUGCUCUCAAUGUGUCUGACAUGAAACCCAAAGUGCUUUACUGCUUAGAUGAAAGCAGCUGUGUUUUCAAUGGCUUCUCGUUGAAUGAGCUGGAGAACUUCAUCUCAGAGAAGGAGCGUUUAGAGGGUAAAGCAGGGUUUGAUGCUGAUGCAGAGAGAAGCGGAGGCCCAGGACUUAAAUGGGAUAUGAAAACAUGCACAUGUGCCAGAGCACAGCUACAGAAUGCACCUGCCAUCAGUGACUCUGCUAGUGAGACACCUCUAUCUGACCAGGCCCUGAAUAUCCUGUGUGUGCUCAUGAAGGAUCAGUGGAGCUGGCUUUGUACAGAGAACAUCCAGAGGACCAUCAGAAUGCUGUUUGGGACCCUCAUUGAAAGGUGGCUGGAGGUGGGUGUAGUUAACCUGACCUGUGCGCAGUAUUGGGUGAUUUAUCUGCGGGUGCUGCAGGAGGCCAUCUGGCCUGGAGGAAGUCUGCCGGCUCAACCCAGACCCCACCGCAGCCAGCAGCAGAAACAGGAGAGCAGAGAGCAGGCUCUGCAGUGCCUUAUGAAACUACUGCCAGAUCUGAUCUCUGAUAUGCUGGGCUCGGAGAAGUACAAGAUAUCUUGGCAGAUGGUUGUGGAUUCUUUUCAGGACCCCACAAUAAACAGGCAUCUUGUGUACUGCAUCUGGGAUCUGCUUAUCGAGUUUCUCGUCCCUGAGGCAUCUGAUGGGGACUUUCAGAAAACACUUCUGCACAGCCUGUCCAAAAACGCUGAGAAGCUGCCACCAUAGAUGUGCUGGGGCAGACUGAACACAUAAACACACUUGCCUACAUACAUACGUAUCUCAUACAAACGUGAUCGGUUAAAAUAUUAGGUGGAAAUACAGGCAGGAACAUGUGAUCAAGAAAGUGUGGAUUUGAAUUCAUGACAGCCUGUGUCUGGCACCAAUUUGCUUUCGCUGUUUCUGGGACACACUGCGCAGAUCCGGGCAGGCAUUGAUUAACGGCCACAUGUUUUGUGUUUUAUCAAACCACAAGUCCAAUCUCUAAAGCCCAACAUACCGGAUCUGAAUUAGUUGCAAGUUCUCCAACUUUUAUCCACCUUGUUCCCACUUCAGCUUUGGGCAAAGCUCUUACAGAUGGACUGCGCUGAUCAUUUCUGCACUAUCCUAUUAAGCGUUUCUGGCCUUACAGUCUUGAUAUACCAUGAGUUUACACACAUUCCCUUAUUGUGCACAUGUGCACUUGAUAAUUUUGCUUCACACCUUCUUCAGAGAUGCUUUAGAGGCUGUAUCGGCCUUAUCUCUAAGAUAAAGCCUGUUUUUCCACAAGUUUUCUCUGUAAGUAUGAAAUUCAUCACAUCUGCGUCUGGUGUCACGGUAAGGCUGUAUGUGCAUCGUGUGCUCUCAGCCAACUUGUGAAGCCUUUAAAUGUAAUGUCUCUGUUCACAACCUCUAAUUAAGUGGUUAGAUGCUGACAUAAAGCCAAGAAAAGGUCAUUGAAUCAGCAAAAAUGGGCAGUUUUUUUUCUUUCUUUUUUAUCAAAAGGAAAAUUCUGUCAUUCUUUACUUAUACUCAUGCCAUUCCAAUCCUGUAUUACUUUUUUUUUUUUUUUUUUUUUUUUUUUUUUUUUUGUGGAAUAUAAAAACAUUUUUUAAGAUGUUUUUUUUUUUUUUCUUAUAAUGGAAGUCAGUAGUCGCCAAAACUGUUACCAACACUAUAAGAUGUAUUUUGUGUUUUGGAUGAACUACUUCUUUUAAAUGUAUUUAUUUAUUUUGAUGUGCAUUACAAAGCAGCUGAGGACUAAAAACAAAUAAUAGAGAAUUACAUGGUUCUGGUUUGGGGUUUACAUAUUUUCUUAGAAUUCUACCACAGUGAAAUGAUGUCUUAAUUGCCUUAAUGUGUACAAAUAAUUUAAUUCAGUUUAAAAAAAACUGUCAAAUUGAUGCACAUGUAACUUUUAAAAAGUCUGAAAAAAAACAGCCUUGUCAUUCCUUAAUGUAAUGUGUAAUUAGUUUCCAAAUCUUAACAGUAUUACUUUCAAAUGUUGUUUUAUUAGCAUUAAUAUGUCAUCUAGUCACCAUUCCGCUUGCACAAACUACCUAGUAGUUGCAUAAAAUGGUCCUGUCCUUUCCAUGCGUGAUGGUGUGAGCCUUGUGUCCGUGCAUGCAGAUUUAGAUUCAGGUUUUGCACUGUGAACCCUGUUGCCCAGUGUGCAUUACAGUGGCUUAAUGGCUUUGUUACACUGUACUUGUGCUUAAAGCGCUGAAUGUUGCACUAUUUGUAAUUUUGUAAGUGAUCUGGUCAUUUAUGUUGUAGGCCUUCUGUUGUUCUGAUGUAGAUUAAGCAGUUGAUAUUGUCAUUGAAUUCAGUGGAGAUGCGCUUACAGAGAAAUUGACACUUAUUUUUGAAGUGCUUCAGUUUCGGUUAGCAUGUUACACUUAUUUGUAUUAACUUAUUCAAACUUAAUUGUGAUUCAGUUUGCAUUUAAAAAAGUUAAACAGCUGGUACCAAAAAAAAAAAAAACACUUUUAAGAUAUUAAAUGAUGCAAAUAAAUCUACCAAAAUGUGAACAGAAA